CUGAAUUCCUGCACAGAUGGUAAUAAGUAGAAAGGUUUCUCGCCUAUGUGACUGGCAGGUUUGAAGUAAAUACCAAGUACAGAACAUGUCCACAAUGGGAGCGAUUCUACAUCUUGUAUUUCUUCUACCUCUGCUACGAUUAGGUGCCACCUCCAGUGUCGGCAAGGAGUUUGUGCUGAUCUAUCCUGAAAUGAAAGGAUAUAACGGUUCUUUGUCCCUGAGCCCCUACGUGGUUGGCCCUGGGUCCAUGACAUUGACAGUGUACGAGUCAGGGUCAGCUGGCACGUCCAAACUGCUGAUGAUGAAUGAUGAAAUAUUAUUAGGGAAUACCAAUAUCAUAUACGGAAGUGGUACUAGUUUUAAAAUGGCUCGCCUGACUUCGGAUAAAAAUGUCAAUAUAUUUGGACGGUACACUGGUAGUGACAGAGGGGAACUGUACCAGGCUCUCCCCACCACGUCCUUAGGAAGCGAGUAUUAUGUGGUUACGUACUGUGAGACGGCGGGGCAGUUUUGUUACCUGCAGAUAGCUACUUUGGACAUUGGCACGACUGCUGAAGUUGUUUUGGCAAAUGGUGGAAGCAGUGGUGUGACCGUUGAGUUCCUGGGAGUCACCUACUACGGCGGAGAUACGAUAAGCAUUACCUUGAACCAGUACCAGGUGAUUCACUUGGAGAGCACUGGUGAUCUUACAGGAACACGAAUCUCAGCCAACACUAACAUCGCCGUGUACAGCGGAAGUAGUGCUACGACGAUUCAGGGUGUUGGGGACGGUUUCCUCCUGAAGCCUAUGCCCCCGGUCUCCACGUGGGGAAAACAAUAUGUUGCUGUCAGGACUCCAGGAAGGAUUACAACUGGAGAUUAUUUUCGACUUAUUACCUGUGAGUCCAAUACCAUUGUAACGAUAUCUGGCGAGAGUCCAAUAAUUCUACCUAACAAAGGACAGUGGGUUCAGAGGAACUUCAGCGGCAGUGACGUGAGAAUCCUAAGUUCCAACAAGCCGGUAAUGGUGGUGAGAUUAUCGCCGGGACAGAGGGAGGCCACGGAGCCUGGACUUCCUACAAUGGUGGUGCUAGUACCAAAUGAACAGUUCGUGACUGAAACCAACAUGAUUGUGCCUAAAGUGCCCGGACUGACAAACAACACAGUAACGGUUGUAACUAAAGAACAGUACACCAGCAACGUGAUGGUUGAAUCUAGUCGCGUCACCAACUGGGCUACAGUUGGCAAUUCUAACUACAUGGUAGCAGAUGUUGCUGUCACGUUCGACUUCAUCACUGUAUCGUCUGUUCCUCAAGCCAGAUUUGCUGUCUAUGUUCACGGUCAUGGAUCUCUCUCGCUCGCAUAUUCUGGCGAAAGAAACUUCGCGAAUAUCAAUCCGCCGUGCACCCCGACAGUGAUGUCAAUAGGAGACGAGGUAGAUAAUGACUGCGACGGUCAGGCCGACGAAGACAGCUGCACGCUGACGGAUUAUGCUGGGAAAGAUUGUUCUGUCAUUGUGUCAGGUGAGAGAGAUGUCCAUGGAACCAGGUUUGUGUUCGUGUUUCCCUACCACACCCCUGAUCCUGCUCUGACUGUGGCAGUGUACUUCUCUCAACCCAGUGUCGUCGUCACGUUGCAGACACCCAAUCUACCAGGACAAAUCAACAUCACACAGACUCUAUCAGGGAACACCCGCAGCUUUGACGUCCCUUACUCCUUGCAAGUGAAUGAAUCAAGUGCAUCCAAUAACACCAUGCUACUGGAAGCAUCGGAAGAAGUAUCACUGAUGAUUCUGUCGGCAGACCCAUCUCCAGAUUUGUCUGGGGGUGCCUUCAGAGCUCUGCCCACCGACGGGCUUGGUAGAGAGUACAUUGCUGUAACUUAUUGCGAAGACAACAUGUGCUUCAUUGACAUCUCUGCAGUUCAUCCAGACACUACCGUUACAGUUCGACUAAAGCUUGUGAACGUCAGUCACGCUAUUAUGUAUGGUGGAGCGGAAUAUAGACAUGGGGAUACUAUUGUUAUCGGUCUGGCUCUAUACGAAUCCGCUCAAGUUCUCAGUACAGUCGACAUGACUGGAACGAAGAUUACAGCAAGCAAGCCAGUAGCCAUUAUAACAGGGGGCCAGUUUACCAAGGUGAUGGGACCUUCAAAUAAAGACAUGGUCGUGGAGCAACUGAUGCCUCUUCAAGCUCUUGGGAAGUCAGUGGCGGUUGUCCAAACGCCUGGUCGGCUGACUGUAUGUCCCAAGUGUAGAGAUAACAUUAGAAUCAUUGCGUCACAAGACGAUACGCUGGUUACUGUAGACAUGGAUGGGGCCUCCACUCCUUAUGGCUUUACAUUUGAAGGGAUGUUCCAGGACAUUCAGCUGCUGGAUAAAGGCACUAUACAAAGUGACAAACCAAUCAUGGUCAUACAAUUUAUGGUUGAAAAUAGCAUUACGAUCGACGGAGGGAUGGUGCUAGUCGUCCCAGUGGAGCAAUACUCGAAUGGCGACCAUCUGUUCAUACCUUCAACGAAUGUUGACACUGUAAACAUCCUGGUGAUCACCAACCAGUCACAUACUUCUACUGUCACAUACAACGACAAUGCCUUUACAAGCUGGGAAAACCUUCCCGGAACUAUAAUGUUAGCCACUUCCUCUGCGGAGUUUGUCAAAGGAGAUACAUAUAAUAUUACUGGGUCAACUAAUUCCACCAUAGGCGGUCAUAUUGGUACCAGAAUGGCUAAAUUUGCACCCGGGACCUUCUCAUUCCCCCUGGCCUUCAGACUUGAUGCAAUCAAUCAGCCGUGUGUAUUGACGCAGUCGGUUCCUGGAGACAGCAUCGACAACGACUGUGACGGAUUAGUUGACGAAGAGAACUGCACAGUUGGCAUCUCAGAGGAUGGAGACUAUGAUGGGAUGUUUGACGAGGACUGUAAGGAGGCUGCUGUCGCAUCAUCAUCGAUAAUGCCAACGUCCGUCAUAGCUGGGGCAUCUGUGGAUCUCCCAGUGACAAGUCUGGAAGAGUACUCAUCUCAACUCGUAAUACAAUCCACCUCAGAAGAUAUAAUCACAUCAACCUUCAUGAACCCGUCUGCUUCCUCUGUAGACCAUUUGGUGCCCUCCGUCUCCUCCGCAGAUAUUGCCACAUCAAUUGUCAUGAACCCGUCUGCUUCUUUUGUAACCCCUAUUUCCACCGAAGCACAACUAGAGACGUCGAGCACCCUCUACUGGUCUACAGAAACACCCGAGUCAUCUCAUGCUAAUGUUGCAGUUGCACCAUCUACCCCUGUUAUAAGUCAUUCCGAGCAAACGAUAGAGGAGCGUUGUACAUGUAAGUGUUCUCCGUGGAAGACUGACAUCGCCUCGGAGAGCCUGACACAGGUCGUUGAGAGCAUCAAGAAAGAACUGACUGUGGACAAGGACACAGUUUCACAAGCCAUCAGGAAGAAAACCAGUGCGCCCGACCAUCGGCAGUCGGCAGUCAGUAUGGGUUAUGUUGGUAUAGCGGUCAUCUCAAGCCUGUUUGUCGGGAUAUUUGUGUUAGAUGCGGGAUCUUUGUAUAGAGAUCUCCUGUCUCUAUUUAAGACACUGAAGGACAAUUGUAAAAGCAAACAAGCAAUGUGAAGACAGCGCCGACAGUAGGUAACACACUCUAUCUUCAUUCCACCUGCAUGGACAGUCACCCAUCAUUGUUCAUUAUAUUGCAAAUCUUACAUCACAAACAUAUGCGAACUAUUGGAUACAGAGAUGCGAAACAUCAGUCCAACAUUUAGAAUGUUAAUGAUUACAAUGAAACUCACCCCAAGCAUA
This is a messenger RNA of Haliotis rubra (blacklip abalone), 3775 nucleotides long. RefSeq lists its product as uncharacterized. The transcript has 12 exons. The record is from RefSeq and is a predicted model, not a curated record. Lineage: Eukaryota; Metazoa; Mollusca; Gastropoda; Lepetellida; Haliotidae. Bases 86 to 3589 code for a protein of 1167 amino acids.